Neofelis nebulosa (Clouded leopard) is the source of this 3555-nucleotide messenger RNA. It is a transcript of the gene MCOLN3, whose product is annotated as mucolipin TRP cation channel 3. Bases 49 to 1710 code for a protein of 553 amino acids. Gene Ontology annotation, cellular component: lysosomal membrane; plasma membrane. Gene Ontology annotation, molecular function: NAADP-sensitive calcium-release channel activity. The transcript is spliced from 12 exons. NCBI's taxonomy places the organism in Eukaryota, Metazoa, Chordata, Mammalia, Carnivora, Felidae. The record is from RefSeq and is a predicted model, not a curated record.
UACCUUUACUUAUAGAAUGUAAAUAGUUUUUUUUUCCUCUCCCUAGAGAUGGCAAAUCCUGAGGUUGUAAUCAGUAGCUGCAGCUCUCAAGAAGAGGAAAAUCGCUGCACUUUUAACCAGCAUACAUCGCCCUCUGAGGAGCUUCUGUUAGAAGACCAGAUGAGGCGAAAACUCAAAUUUUUUUUCAUGAAUCCUUGUGAGAAGUUCUGGGCUCGUGGUAGAAAACCAUGGAAGCUUGGCAUACAAAUUCUAAAAAUUGCGAUGGUGACUAUACAGCUGGUCUUUUUUGGGCUGAGUAACCAGAUGGUUGUAGCUUUCAAGGAAGAGAACACUAUAGCAUUCAAACACCUCUUCUUAAAAGGAUAUGUGGACCGAAUGGAUGACACUUACGCAGUCUACACGCAAAGUGAUGUGUAUGAUCAGAUCAUCUUUGCAGUAAACCAGUACUUGCAGCUGCGCAGUAUCUCGGUGGGGAAUCAUGCAUAUGAGAACAAGGGUACCGAGCAGUCUGCUAUGGCGAUCUGUCAGCACUUCUACAAGCAAGGGAACAUCUGUCCUGGAAAUGAUACCUUUGACAUUGAUCCAGAAAUGGAGACUGAAUGUUUCUUUGUAGAGCCCGAUGAACCUUUUCACAUUGGAACACUGGAAGAAAAUAAACUCAACUUAACACUGGACUUUCACAGACUCCUAACAGUGGAGCUGCAGUUUAAACUGAAGGCCAUUAAUCUGCAGACCAUUCGUCAUCACGAGCUCCCUGACUGUUACGACUUUACUCUGACUAUAACAUUUGACAAUAAGGCCCACAGUGGAAGGAUUAAGAUAAGCUUAGAUAACGACAUUUCCAUCAGAGAAUGUAAAGACUGGCAUGUAUCAGGAUCAAUUCAGAAGAACACUCACUACAUGAUGAUCUUUGAUGCCUUUGUUAUUCUGAUAUGCUUGGCUUCGUUAAUCCUGUGCCUUCGAUCUGUGAUUACAGGACUUCAGCUUCAGCAGGAAUUUGUCAAUUUUUUCCUCCUCCAUUACAAGAAGGAAGUUUCUGUUUCUGAUCAAAUGGAAUUCGUCAAUGGAUGGUACAUCAUGAUUAUUAUUAGUGACAUAUUGACAGUUAUUGGAUCAAUUCUGAAAAUGGAAAUUCAAGCUAAGAGUCUAACAAGUUAUGACGUCUGUAGCAUACUUCUUGGGACUUCCACCAUGCUCGUGUGGCUCGGAGUCGUUCGAUACCUCGGUUUCUUUCAGAAGUACAACCUCCUUAUUCUGACCCUUCAGGCAGCGCUGCCCAAUGUCAUCAGGUUCUGUUGCUGUGCCGCAAUGAUUUAUUUAGGCUAUUGCUUCUGUGGAUGGAUUGUGCUGGGGCCUUACCAUGAUAAGUUCCGUUCUCUGAACAUGGUCUCCGAGUGCCUUUUCUCUCUGAUAAAUGGAGAUGAUAUGUUUGCCACAUUUGCAAAAAUGCAACAAAAAAGUUAUUUGGUCUGGUUGUUUAGCAGAAUUUACCUCUACUCAUUCAUCAGCCUCUUUAUAUAUAUGAUUUUAAGUCUUUUCAUUGCACUGAUCACUGAUACAUAUGAAACAAUUAAGCAUUACCAACAAGAUGGCUUCCCAGAGACUGAACUUCAUACAUUUAUAGCAGAAUGCAAAGAUCUACCCAAUUCUGGAAAAUACAGAUUAGAAGACGACCCUCCAGGUUCUAUAUUCUGCUGUUGUAAAAAGUAGCUAUCAGGCUAAUCUGUGCUCUAGAGGGAUAUAUAAUAUAUAGCUGAGUUGGGAAACUGUAUGGAUAUUUUAAGAUCAGGUACAGUAUAUUUGAAGACUAUUGCUUUGAGCAAACCAAUAGCUAUAAUUUAUCAAGAACUAUUUAUAUUUUUAAAAGCAAUAUUUAAUGUCUUUUGCAGCUUUAUAUUGGGUUUAUUUUUUUAAAUUAACUUGGAUGAGAGAAGCCAUUGGGUUCUUGUUAUUUCUUGUUUAUUUUGCCAUAAGCUUUAGAAUAUGUUCUCUAUCUCCCUCUUCAGCUCUUACACUCUUGCUUCCAGCUAUUUUUACUGGAUUGAUUGUGUCAUCAGUGGAGAACAAUGCCUAGUCUGACUUCAUAAAACUCACUAACUCUGGUCUUGACCACUCUCUGGGGUUCAUCCCUGAGAGAGAGGGGAAGUGGUUGGUAUAGAUCAGUAAUUAUUUUAUUUUAUUUUAUUUUAUUUUAUUAUUUUAAUUUUAUUUUUUAUUGGAAAGAGAGAGCGAGCAAGCGAGCACGGGGGGAGAAGGGCAGAGACAGAGAAAGCAAGAAUCUUAAGCAGGCUUCAUGCUCAGCAUGGGGCUCAACUUGGGGUUUGACGUGGGAUUAUACAUGGGGCUUGAUGUGGUGCUCAAUUCUUGGGAUUCUGACCUGAACCAAAAUCAAGAGUCAGCUCAACCAACUGAGCCACCCAGGCAUCCCUAAUCAUCGCAUUUUAAAUUCUUCUCUUGGGGCGCCUGGGUGGCUCAGUGGGUUAAGCGUCUGACUCUGGAUUUUGACUCAGGUCAUGAUCUCACAGUUUGUGAGUUCAAGCCCUGCCUCAGGCUCUCUCCGGUCAGUGCAAUGCCCUCUUCAAGGAUCCUCAGUCAGUCAUUCUCUGCCCCUCCCCCACUAGCUCGUGCAUGUGCUGUCUCUCAAAAAUAAAUAAACAUUAAAGUACUUAAAAAAAAAACCUUAAAAAAACAAUUAUGGUCAUAACUUAAAAAUAAGUAGAAAAUGUAUGCCUUAAAAGACGAAGAACAAAGUCUACAUUCCUUGGAUACUGCUGAUUGGAAUUUUAGGGAAUUUUACAACAUGUAUCUUUGUUUUGUGUGCUAUUCAUUCAAAUAGAAAUGAACUUGAUGUGCAAUAAAGUUUUUCUCAAAGCAAACUUUUUUGUAAAGAAAACUGAUUUGUUAAUUUUUAAUUUUAAGGGCUAAAUGAAGAUAGCCUUGAGACACUGAAGUCUUAUUAUUUAAUAUAAUGAGGAUCAUAAUAAUGACUGCAGGCAUUGAAAUGUGAGGUUUUAUAAUAAGUAUAAGCUAUUCUUGCAGUAUUUAUGGCUUUUAAGAAAUGGAAAAUCUAAGUCUCUGGAUCCCCUGGUGUUUCACUUGCACAUUAAAAUUUGAGCUACUUGGAGUUCCCUAUUGCAACUAUUUCUUCCCCUACAGUGUUUGAUAAGAAUUUAUUUACCGUUUGUUUUUUUAAAUAAUGCCUUUAUAAAAAAAAAAUAAAAUAAUGCUUUUACACCUGUCAGUAAUAUGUGCAUCACCAAUUAUAGCUAUUAUGUGCAUGUAUGUCUUUUCCGCUUUAUGAAACGAGGGAAACUUCUCCAGAUCAGGAAAGUGAUUCAAGGGCAGUGACUGUGAAUUAGAUCUCUCUCAGCAUAGCAGUGUAGUGAGAAUAAAGAUUUUGGAAACUCAAAGAUCUGAAUAGAAAUCUUGGAUCUACUACAAAUUGUGUGGGUGACCUCAGGGCAGCAACUUAAACCUCUCUGAACCCAUUUCCUCAUUUCAAAAGCAGAUGACAGUACACAGAGUGCUGAGUGUUCAGUGAGAUAACAUGGAAAU